GAGAAGAGGGAACUGUGAUCGAAAAGGUGCAAGAAGUGUUGGAAACACACGGAAACACCGCGCGAGCGCCCAGCGUGGGAAACCCACGUGCGGGACAUUAUCCUGCAAACUUGUCCAGAGUUAUUGCAGCGCGCGCGGCGGACGGACCGGACUCGAGGAAGACCGAAAAAAAAAAAAAACUCCGGGAUGGUCGAGGACUCCCGCCUCCCUCGCGCCGGCGGCACGAGAAUCACGCGCCAUUGAGGAGGGGUGAUAUCGCGUGCAUGCGCUUUGGCUGCGCUACGUGCACUCACACGGGUCGGUCGAUGCUCGCGCGGCCUGGCGUGGCUCUCGGCCUCCAUUUGCCUCUCCGUGUUUACCUUCGACGGAUUCACCGAUGCGCCCCCGAGCACGGCGCGCAACAGUUUGGAGUUUCGCCGCGGACCUCGUUGUUGUGUCGCUCGCGCAGACCACGAGGCGUUCAAGAUGUCGGAUGCAGAGCGGCGUUCGGAGCCGUCGGUCAUGUCUGCUCCGGGCUCCCAGCCUCCAUCCAUGGAGGACAACCUCGCAGUGAACGAUGAGGAGGGGGGCCCUCCUGAUGUCCCCCUUUCCGCUCCGCCAGCCUCCAUCCCGUCUUCAGCGCCCCCUUUUCCAAACGCUGCAAAGCCCAGUUCCACCAUGGAGGCGGCGACUGAGGGCAAAGCCGUGUCGGUGGCGAGUAACGGCUGCCGCUCCGCCGCCUCCUCGCCCGCUGAAGCCAGCCCCGCCAAGCCUGCUGAAACGACCACUUUAGACGACGCUGCUCAAACAAGCCCAGCUACCUCACACAUGGCGUCGGCCUCGGACUCCCUGGAGCACACGGGGACGAGCUUUCUCAGCAUAUCGGAGUCGCCGCCUUCGUUGUCUUUGUUGCCGUCCUCCGAAUUCGACAGUCCAGAAUCGGGGACGGACCACCCCAAGGUGCUGACCUUCAAAGGCGUGAGCGUCACACUGGAGAACGACAGCGUCUGGAAGAAGUUCUACGGCUACGGCACGGAGAUGAUUCUCUCCAAGCCGGGCCGCCGCAUGUUCCCGUACUGCCGCUAUCGCCUGUCCGGCCUCGAUCCCUCGCUGAAGUACAGCCUGGUGCUCUCCAUCGUCCCGUGGGACCAGCACCGGUACCGCUGGAACAAAAACCAGUGGGAGGUGAGCGGAGCAGCAGAGCACCAGUUCCAGGGUCUGAUCCGAAUGUUUCCCCACCACAACUCGCCCUGCCUCGGCUCCGAGUGGAUGAGCAACCUGGUGUCUUUUUACAAGCUCAAGCUGACCAAUAACUUCCAGGACCGGGACAAGGACCACAUCAUCCUGCACUCUCUGCACCGCUACAUUCCCAGGCUGCACGUGAUACCCGUCCCGCAGGACAUCGGACCCACGGCCGGCGGGCCGGUGGUUAUGGGACCCGAAAGCAUGACUUUCACUUUCCCGCAGACGCUGUUCAUGGCCGUGACGUAUUACCAGAACCUGCGGAUCACUCAGCUGAAAAUCCAUUUCAACCCGUUCGCGAGGGGAUUCAAGGACUACUGGUUAAACUCCCGCUCGCUGAGGGGCCAGGCGGCGAAGGAGACGGACGCCACGCAAGUGCCUUCAAAUCCUGAUGAGACGAAAGAAACAAACAAGGAGGAAGCUGUAGAUCUGAGCAACACGAGUUGCAGCGACUCCUCUCCUCUCACAAACGUGCUGGAAACCCGCCUGGUGCCCAUCAUGUCCAACGCUGCCUGUAAAGACGAGCCUUACACGCCCUGCAUGCAGGGCAGGUGCGCUCUCGGGGAGCUCGUCCUCGUCGAAAAAAGCCCGCCGGUCGUCAAGAAGGAAGAAGACGACCCCGUCAGCAUCACCCCGGCAUCCCCCUCACGGAGGGAAUCGGAGACGCCGGCGGCGUCGCCCAAAGCGAGCUCCGAGACCUCGGCGUCCGUCACGUCCACGCCGGAAACGUCGCCCGGGCACCGCAGGAGGAAGAAGUUCAACAGACGUUGGACACAUUUCUAUGCAAGACGGAGUAAAGCCUCCCCCGCUGCCGUCCACGGCUCGUCACCGACGGCGUCGACGCAGCCGGAGACGGAUGACGUGGAGGGAUUGCUGUUUGUGUCGUUCACCUCAAAGGAGGCCCUCGAGUUUCAUGUCAGGGACAGGCCAGCCGCGAACGCGCCACCACACACUCCGCUUUUCCCAUCGACAGCGGCGCAGUUGAAGGAAACGAUGGAGAUUAGGGCCGAACCCGACGACGACGACGCCAGGAUCGCCGGGCUGGAGUCCGUCCUGCUGAAUGACCUCCGAGUCCUCAAGCACAGACAGGUCAUCCAUCCCGUGCUGCAGGAGGUGGGCCUGAAGCUGAGCUCUCUGGAUCCCACCCAGCCCAUCGACCUGCAGUAUCUGGGAGUCGCUCUGCCGCUGCCUCCCCCAAAAUGCUCCGAUGGAAGCCUUCUUUCUGCCCGCAAUAAGGGGUUGCCCUUCAUCUCCCGAACAGGGAAGACGAGUGACGUAACAAAAAUAAAGGGCUGGAAGAGCAAAUUCAUGACCAGCAGCGAAGCCUCUUCGUCUAGCUGUGAAGGAUUACAGAAGAAUCUCUCCGCCUUCUGCAGCAACAUGCUGGACGAGUAUCUGGAAAGCGAGGCUCAGCAGAUCACGGAGCGCGCCGCCGCCUUCUCCACCCACCCGGAGGGCUCGGUGACCUACCAGCUGCCGGAGAAGAGCUGCAGCUACGUGAAAACCCUGGACAGCGCGCUGAAGCACCGCAGCGCCGCGUCCGGCUUCCCGCCGAAGAGCGGCAGGCCCUGCCCGCUCUCCCACAAGCCGCCGCUGUACUGUGCUCUCACGUCGACCCCCGCCUCGCCGGACGGACCUGCGAACGCCUGGAGGGCAGCGGCGCCGUCCAGCUCGGCGUUCGGUCAGAAACCAGCGGCGAGCUUCAUUCCGAGGCGGCGGAAAGUGCCGAGGCCUUUCGGACUCAAUAAGUUCCAGCUCCGACUGUGGGAGGCGGAAAUGGGGACGCUGAAUCAGGGCCUGAGCAGAACGUGUCUGACUGCCGACAGACUGUCCGUGGCGCUGUCUGUACUGGUGACGAAGCAGACCGAACCCGGUCGGACAUCGAAGGUGCUUCCGAAGAAGCCGUCUCUGGGAUCAGACUGUCAGGAAGUCCACUGCAGGCUGGGCUGUGUGUGUCCCGGCGAGGAGCGUCUGGACCGGGACCCGCUCCACUGCAGGAAGCCUGAAUGCAUGCUCCACUGCUCCUGCUCGCCGCUGAGCGCCGCCGAGCCGCCCGCCGCCGAGGGAGGAAGCCAGCAGCACAUCAGUCCCGCUUCCCCUGUAGCUAAUAUGGACCAUGUGGUCCGGCCUCGCCCAGACUCCCACACUAACACACUGUGGAACCGCAGCGCUCAGGAUGAGGAUCCAGAGCCACUUUUCAUUCCGAAAUGUUCCCAAAACAUUACAGAAGACAUCAGAGUACCUCCUCAUACGCAGCCGACAAAAGAAGAGGACAAGGAUCCCAUCUAUCGAUAUUUUGAGAGCAUGAUGACCUGUGCACGCGUCCGAGGGGUCAGCCCAAGGCCUCCUCGACAGCUCCGCGCACAGCUGCCGAUCGAUGCUGUUCCUGAACCAAAUGCCAGCAGAACCCAGCCGAAGGGGAAACCUGACGUCCAGGCGGAGAACGGCCGCAGCGCCAGACCUGCGGCCGCUAAAGAAGCAGCGAACAGCGAAAAAGACAUAAAGAAACAGAUCCAGAUCCAGUCCUUGUGUCCGUGGCAGAAAGACCGCCAGCUGAUCCUGCAGGCCUUGAUUUCACGCUUGAGCCAGGAUCGACUCUCUAAUCGUUUCCACGUCGGAUCGUACUGCAUCAACCCGAUCGACAAGAUCAGCAUGCGGAAGCCCAGCGGCACCAUCAUCAGCUACAGGGUACAAAUCGGUGUUCGGUCAAAGGACAGCGACGACGAGGACGAGGACGGAUUUGCCAACGGCGAGGAGGAGGAAGAACAGGAGGAGGACCGCGCUGAAGAGCCGGAGAAUUUCUUUGGCGUGACACCGUUCCUGAGUGGAGUGAUGCCUGCUGGGAAACUUAGAGUCAUGAGGAAGUCUCCCGAGUGCCCAGAACAGGGAUUCGUACAGGUCAAUGGGAAAUGCUACAAGCACGCUAAGCUGAUGCUGGGAAGCAUCGGGUCUCUGCAUCCAGCCAACCGCCUCGCCGCCUUCGUCACAGGCAGACUGAAAAUCCCAAAAGUGUUCCUGAGAAGCAGUCAGGAGGCAGACGACACACACCAACGCACCGCUUUUGAAAACCUUCACAGGAAAGCUGCGGACUCGGCGGUCUCUCCUGCGAUCGCUGCAAGACGCAUCUCGGAUCUGAAGACACUAACGCAGCCACAAGGUCAGUCAGUUCAGCCCGACACUUUGGGGAAAGGAUCUGUCGCCUCUGUGCAGAAUCCUCCGGUCUGUUCGGUCGCGUCGGGCCAGCAGCACCUAGGCGGCCCCCUCCAGAGCGGCUCCUCGCCCUCGCCCAUCUCCCUCACCGUCUCGCCCUCGCUGAAAAGCCCCAGCUUCCUGGAGCAAAGCGGAACGUAUUCGUUCAGGAUCUGCCCGCCGUCCAACCAGAGCGCCGGCGCCCAGAAGCUGCCGGGCGUCUCCCUGCCCGGAGGCUUCACGCUCAUCCAGCUGCCGCAGCGCGGAGCUGAAGGAGCAGCGCGGCGGCCGGCGCCUCUGGGCGCCGCCCCGCCGCCGCCGAACCGGUUCAGGCAGUUAGCGGCAUCCUGGCUCGGCGCGAAGACUCAGGAUAAAAUCCGGAGUCUGCUGAACGGCAGGUCGGAGCCCGGCGCCGCCGCCGCCUCCGAGACCAUCGGUGACGAGCCGAAGCCGCCGGAGGGCGACGAGGCCAGCAGCCCGCCAGAGUCGCACCCGAGCAGCCAGUCGGAGGACUCCAGCUCCGACUCCUCCGAUUACUCCGACGACUGCGAUGAAAAUGACGAGCUUGUGGACGUGGAAACUGUGGAGGAACACAGUCCGUCACUACUGGCUGCUCAAAUGAGGAAAAACGUGGUCUGGAGCAGGCAGCGCUCAAGUCUCUGUGAAACUGACAACAGCCCAGAAGACAACCCAAGACGCAAGAACCACACGGUGCUGGAGCGAGCCCGGCGGCAGGAGCAGCGCAAUCUCUUCAGGAAGCUCGGCAUGGUCCUGAAGUGCGACCCCAAAUCCGCCAGGCUCACUAUUCUCUGCCGGGCUUUGGAUGAAAUCCGGAAUCUGAAGAAGGAAUCUGAAGCUCUGAAGCACAAAAAGAGUAUGCUCGCCGCGAGGCAGUAUCUCUAUCUAAAGAGGCUUUCUUCAUUGUCAGGCAAGUCUCCGGCCCAGAUUAAAAACAAGCUGACUGAGAUCUGCGAAAGGCAGAAACUGAAGAUGUCCCAAAUGCAGUUAAUCUCCAGACACGUCCAGUCCAGAGCCCCACAGCUGCUAACCACGGCUUCCCAGCCGCGCCCCGAGCCCUCAGCACCGGCGAAGGUUGGAAACGGGACGAGUUCUCAGGCCAGUAUGCCCAUGAUUCCAGCCCACGACAAAAUACGCAAGAUUUUAUUCAUGCUUAAGCCUCAUCUGCACAAGACGCUGACGGACUCCUAUGGAAAAACAAACGCUCCUCCGCCGGCGUCCUCGGCCAGUGCGCCCUCGCCGGCGGGAAACGCCGAGCCAGGCGAGGUUCUGGAUUCAGUCAAAGCCGGUCAGCAGCAGACAAAAGCAGACGACAAGCAGGAGCCGUCUGGAGAGACUCCGGAGCAGAAGACGAGCGCGGCCGAAAUCCCAAAGCUGCUGCGAUCUCCCUCAGAUGAAACGUCCAAUCAGGCGUCUUCAUCUUCAAUAAAACCAGAGAACAAGCCUCAAGAAGCCGCUCCAAAGCCAAUUACUCUUCCUCUGAUUCGCACCAAGACCGGCAGAAUCAUACUUCCUUCUUGUCUGAAGCCGUUGGGAAAUGGAUUCUACACACUCAUGGUCAUGAAAUCCAAGGGCAACGACCAAGUAGCACUGACCGUUAGAGCCGACGUGUCCAAGAACCCAGAGAAAACGCCGACGGAAUCUCACCAGCCUGGAGGAAGUGAAACUAGCAGAGUUUCAGAGGCGAAAGAUACAUCUUCAGAUCUUCAGGACCCGAAGCCGUCGGGCGCGUCAAAUCCUCUGUCUGAGCUGGCUGUCCUCAACCAAUCACUGCCAGCUCCUGCAGAGGACCUGACAGCCCAGAGGAAAGGCUCGGCGCUGCUCACAGACGCAGAUAUGAACCAGAUUCUGGCGGCCACCCGCCUGACGGCUAAUCAGUUGCCUCAAAACCUGAACGACGCCUCAGCCGAACGGCGUGCGGUCUCCCCCCGAAAGAGCUCCGAACCCGAAACUCCGAGCCCUCUUCAGCCAAGCCGGGUCAAAGGGCAACCAGGGAAGACCGAAAACAAGACCCCCGCGUCGGCCAAACGCAGAGGCAGGCCUCCGAAACGGCGGUCGGACGAGCUCCUGAGUCCCUCGGGUCGAGUCAAGAGAGUGGGCCGUCCGUCUAAACCCAAAGAAGACGACCCGGAAAGUUCUCGCCGCAGGUUCAGGAGCCCUCAGGGCGACGGCGGACAGCACGACGCUUCGCGGCCACUGACGCGCGCCGCCUUAGGGAAGGACUUCCCCAGCGCCAAGAAACGCUCCUGGAUCGACAUGGAGAAGGAGCUGGAGUCUGACGUCGACGCCGAGUAGCCCCGGUCUCCCCACACAACCGCCCGACCUCAGAUAGUCUCACACUGAAACGCUCUCGGAAAGUCACCGAAGCCGCAGACGCCACUAAAAAGACCUCUUUACCAAAACGUGCCUGCACGACAAGCCAAAGGACCAGGGCUGCUGGUCGACGCUGCUCUUUUACCAGAAUGUCUGCACAGAACUGGAACUGCCCUCGUAUGAACACAAAGUAGCAUUGAAUGUAAGGAGGAAGUGUUUUCAUUUUCUCCAAGGCAGGCAUUAAAUCUCAUGUUACGAACAUUCAGGUUUGCAAUGAGACGUUGACAUUUAUUCCAAUUAUGCUGAAGAUUUUUCUGUCGAUUCUCGAAUGCAGGGGAGAAACUGUCCAGGUUAUGAAAGGGACUGGACAACACAUGGAAUUGGCUUAUUUUUCUUUGGGUUUCUUUUUGUUUGUUUGUUUGUUUGUUUUUUAUACUAACAGAAUCAAUCAUUUGUAGUUGCACUUUAUGUUAGAAUUUACAUGUAAUAAUUUUUUUCCUGUAGCCUGUAUAGUAACAAGCUAUAAUGAUUUUGCAGUGUCGGUUGGUGAUGGCAUGAUGAAUUAUUUCAAAUGUAAAGCGCCAACCACAUUAACAUGAAUUAUAUCGACCAUUUUUUUCUUUUUUCUUUUUUUUUUUUUUUUUUUUGUAUCUAAA
Molecule: messenger RNA, 7397 nt
Organism: Salarias fasciatus (jewelled blenny)
Lineage: Eukaryota; Metazoa; Chordata; Actinopteri; Blenniiformes; Blenniidae
Gene: mgab
Product: MAX dimerization protein MGA b
Exons: 21
Coding region: 466-6723 (2085 amino acids)
Biological process (GO): cell fate specification; regulation of transcription by RNA polymerase II; positive regulation of DNA-templated transcription
Cellular component (GO): nucleus; chromatin
Molecular function (GO): DNA-binding transcription factor activity, RNA polymerase II-specific; RNA polymerase II cis-regulatory region sequence-specific DNA binding; protein dimerization activity
Source: RefSeq, a predicted model, not a curated record